GAGCCACGGCAGCGCAGAGAACGUCCGUGAUCUGUUUGAGCGUAUGACCAAGGUUGGUAAAGCAUCGAGGAUACGGAGCGUGUUUAAGAAGUGGGCGGAGUGGGAGAGCAGUGUUGGUAACAAGAAGGGUGUAGAGAAGGUCAAAGCACUUGAGGAGGGGUGGAGGGAGAAGAAGGCGGAGAAGGGUGAGGACGCCUAGACAAGGGAGGCAGUAUGCAUUGCAUCGAAGGUGUUUGGCGUAGUUUGAGUAAAAGUCUGUAGUGUUAUGUUGGACUAUAUAUUUAUUCACAUUCCCACUGUUAUCAUACCGAGAUGCCUUUCGUGAUUUUAGUUAAUUUUCAUACGAGGUUCUCGAUGGCUAUUCCACAUGACCAACUCAAGGUAAUCGCUCACCUAGGCAGGCGCAAUGAACGAUGUGAGUUUAGCGUCUUGGCCAUCACCAGCUUACCAGUUUCUACAUUACGUCACUUCUUAUCUCAGGUCCUUCAUUACAGACACUCACCUUGCGCAGAGCGACAGCGACGAUCACACAGAAUCAAUAGGUGUCUUGAUGAUGCUUCAGCUAGACUUGAGCUAGUCAGCAGCCCCACCAUGGACGCGUCCCUGCCCGGACCUCGAGGCCUGUACGCGCCCUUGCCGACAGCAACAUCGAUACGCGUCAUCGAGCUUCACUCACUACAAGACGAUAACGCCCCUAUCAACUGCACGCUUCACCUUACUGAUCUAGAGCGCGAGACCCUGGACUUUCAAGCGUUGUCUUACACUUGGGGCGAUCCGCUGUACCGGUACUGGUUCGAUCGGAAGAAACACACAACUUGGGUGCGAGAUGUACCUAUUGUAUGCAAUGGCGUGUCAGUUGAUGUUACAGUCAAUCUGGAACACGCGCUUAGAGCAAUUUGCACGCGACGUAUGAAUUGCCAUGAGCUCAAACACCAAGUGCAAUACUUGUGGAUUGACAAGUUGUGUAUCAACCAGGACGAUGUCCAGGAGCGGAACACGCAAGUUGGCUUGAUGGCCCAAAUCUACAGCAAAGCUUCCUUAGUCAUCUCGUGGUUAGGCCCAGCGGACAAAGAUAGCGACCAAGCUAUACCACUUAUGCAGCGCCUUAAUAAGUUGCAGUGCUUUGACGACAUGCAAGGACAUCAGCAAUGCUCGAAUUACUCGGACUUCAUGGAGAGAAUUUUGAGUGAGGACGACACUACAGAAAUUGACUCGAUCCCUAAGGAACAGUAUGAGAAACUGACUCGUUUUCUCGCCAGGCAAUAUUUCUUCCGCUGCUGGGUCCUUCAGGAAAUCAUGCUUGCUCGGCGGAUAUGCAUGCUAUGUGGAACGGAGAUUGUGGACUUUUCGGACCUUCAGAGGGUCGCCUUGCUUGUCGCUUGGAUCAAAAAGCAUCAUCUUCAUUAUCCAAUCGGGCAAGCAUUGGACCUUCCUAUCAAACCCAAUCGAAACUUUGAUCAUGAAAAGGCUAUCCUGGAGCUAUUCCAAGACCGAUGGCGGCUGUUAUACAAAACUGAGGUGCAGGAACAGAAACUGCUUUUCACUUUUGAACAACUUCUUACUCUAGCCCGUAUGUCCGGAUGUGCAAACCCCAAAGACAAGAUAUUCGCACUACUAGGCAUCGUACCGCGCGGUGCCUUCGGAAUAAGUGUUGAUUAUAACAAGACGACAGAGCAGGUCUAUAGCGAGGCGAUCCAACGCCUUAUUCAGGAGACGAAAAACCUCAAUUGCUUGAGCUGGGUUACGGAUAGAUCUCUGAGGAGGUUCCCGAAUUCUCCAACCUGGGUCGGAGAAUUUGACGAUAAGGCCGAGCAAUCGGAACUCGCGUUCGCAAGUGUUGGCUACAAUGCCACUUUGGGAUCAAUUUUGGACGUCAUGGACACUGAGCCUGAUAGCAACAGCGUACUUCGAGUUCAAGGUGUUGAAAUUGGCCGGAUUGUGGAGCUAGCUGAGCCAUGGGAAUGGCAUGGUGGACGCUUGAAGUUCGAUCCUCAGUGGGUCACCCUCACACUCAAUCUACCAAAGGUCUACCGACCUACAGGAAAACCACGGGGCGAAACUUUGGUUACUACCCUGGUUGCCAAUCAUGUCGAUCAUCUGCCUCUCGAUCACCAACCCGACAUGGACCAUUUCAAAUACGUGGUGCGGCGACUAACCUGCGCUGCAGUCGUCCGCUACCUCCAUUAUUUAUUCUACUACUCUGAUAGGACGAAGUCCGGGAUAGCUUACAGAGAUAAGGCUUUGCCGUUCCUUCACGACUUAGACAUGUUGUCUGAAGGCGAUAACACUGGCUUCAUCACGUCUUCGGCUGAAGUUCGGCAAGCGGAGCAACAAAGUUGUACUUGUAGUGCGAAUUUGUCGUUUGUCGACAUUAGCAGUGCAUCUCUACCUCGUCCUCCACCUGACUCCGAAUGUCCCUACAUUGCCGACUUCAACCGACCAAAUCCUCGCAGUCAUCCCUACAGAACUUCCAUUAGCGACCGCAUAGCGCGUCUCGGAGCUGCAGCAAGUGAUGCAGACAUCAAGAGAGACUGGAGAGAUCACAACUUUGGUAGAGCAGCUAAUAGACAUGGUCAGUUUCGGCGUUUAGCGAGGACAAACAACGGCUAUCUGGGCCUGGUUUCAACUAGCUGUGAAGUCGGAGACGCAGUGUGGUUGCUGCAGGGCGCCAGCGUUCCUUACGUCUUGCGGGGAACGGGAAAGCUUGCUGGCGAUGAAGGAACAGGGAGCGUGUGGGAAGUGGUCGGUGAUGCUUACGUACACGGUGUUAUGCAAGGGGAGAUAUGGAAAGACGUCAAAGAUCAGCUGGUGGAUAUUGAGCUGGUGUGAAUGCCACUGGGCCUGACCACUACCUCGCCGAUACUCUAUCGCUAUGACUCCUACACGUCGGACCGUCUGACUUCAAGGACGCGACCCUGCGUACUACAAUUCCCUUCGCACAAUCAAGCGAACUUCCAGUUGGUGU
This is a messenger RNA of Alternaria alternata, 2965 nucleotides long. Its product is annotated as HET-domain-containing protein. NCBI's taxonomy places the organism in Eukaryota, Fungi, Ascomycota, Dothideomycetes, Pleosporales, Pleosporaceae. The record is from RefSeq and is a predicted model, not a curated record. The transcript is spliced from 3 exons. The coding region runs from base 313 to 2829 and encodes 838 amino acids.